Lingula anatina is the source of this 2715-nucleotide messenger RNA. Its product is annotated as acetylcholinesterase. Gene Ontology annotation, molecular function: acetylcholinesterase activity. The record is from RefSeq and is a predicted model, not a curated record. Gene Ontology annotation, cellular component: plasma membrane. Gene Ontology annotation, biological process: acetylcholine catabolic process; choline metabolic process. Lineage: Eukaryota; Metazoa; Brachiopoda; Lingulata; Lingulida; Lingulidae.
CAAAGCACGGAGCUAUUUACCUUUCUUAAACUUACUCUUAAUCUGUUUACUUAUGAUUUCUUUGGUUUUGCGUGUCUUAGUCGUUACCCCGAGAAGAACCUAGCACUGUUUAAGCAAGAGACUGUCCGGUACAUUUAUUGAAACAGCAGUCCGGUGUUUGCAUUAAAGCAAACAAUGUCAAGCAACAAUGGAUCACAUUAGCUACAUGUAACUGGACCUAAAUAAUAUCUUUAGACGUUCAGAGGUGAGGUGUGGUUCUUCAUAUCACACAGUUAUGCCGUGACCGACUCCCACACUCCGAUGGCAGCCCUCGAACAGCUUUGCAAAAUGUUACACGCUAAGGAAAAUAUUUUGACCGUGAGGAAAUACCACAGUGACUUAUACAUUAUAUCGUGAAAAUGGGAAAAAAAGAAAUACGAGAUGGAACCACAGGGGCUGUCCAAUCCAGCGUUCUCGGAUGAAAAAGACUCCCAGAUAAAUUCUCGCUAUAGAGAGAUGUCUUCCACAAAGGAUGACAAGGCUAGCCGAAAGAGGAGUACUUGGUGUUGGUGCCUUGUGUUUCUGUUGCUAUUCUUUAUACUUGGCGCACUGGUGGCCCUCUUAGCUGUCUUCACGGUUGCUAAUGGGAAGUCUUUGGGUUUUGAACAGCCGCCAUCUGCAAUACCUGAAUCUACAACAGUGCCCGGUCUACCGACUACGGGUCCUGAACUAGCUGCUGUUCCACUAGUGCAGACGAAUAAUGGGGCCGUGCGGGGAAAAGUAAUACAGACUCCAGAGGGCCGAUAUGUUCAACGGUACCUUGGGAUACCCUUUGCCAAGCCCCCAGUUGGUCAGCUGAGAUUUGCUGAUCCCAUGCCUGCCGAUGCUUGGCAAACCGAGUAUGAAGCAUUUGAGUAUGGAAAUUCUUGUAUCCAGUUUCUAGACGAAACAUACGGUGAUUUCAAAGGCUCCAACAUGUGGAAUGCACAAAAUACAUUGAGUGAGGACUGUCUAUACAUGAACAUUUGGGUACCCCACCCCAGACCCAAAGAUGCGACAGUGAUGGUCUGGAUAUACGGCGGUGGGUUCUAUGGCGGCAGCAGUGCCCUAUCGGUGUAUGACGGACAGGUGUUAGCGGGUCACACCAAUGUAAUUGUGGUCUCCUUCAACUACAGAACCGGGUCUUUGGGGUUCCUUAGCACCGGGGAUGGUAGGAUCAAAGGAAACUUCGGGCUCAAAGAUCAGGUGCUCGCUUUAGAAUGGAUCAACCAAAAUAUCAAAGCUUUCGGUGGUAACCCAGAAGACGUUACAUUAUUUGGCGAAAGUGCUGGUGCCGCCAGCAUAGGCUUUCAUUUACUUUACCCAAAGAGCAGCAAUUAUUUCAAACGCGGUAUACUCCAAAGCGGCUCUCCUACCGCAUUCUGGGCUCUCAUGAGUGCCGAACAAGCCAAGAAAAGAUCACAGGAUUUUUUCAAUUCCCUAAAAUGCCCAAAUGACGCUAAAAUUUUGGACUGUCUACGCGCUAAACCCACCAACGACAUUCUUAAUAACGAAUGGGUUGACGCGAGGUUUUUGGUUUUUCCAUGGGCACCUGUCGUAGACGGCGAGGUCGUCCCGUUGCACCCUGAUCGGAUGCUUGAGUUAGGAUUGUUUCAAAGAAAAGACAUUUUAGCUGGAGUGAACAAGGACGAAGGAACAUUUUGGAUUUUAUACGGUGUUGACACAUACACAAGACAGGAUCCAAGCGCUCAAACGGCAGAACAAUUAAAGGCAGCUAUUAAUGUUACUCAGUGGAAUCUACCUGCUGAUAAUAAAACAUCUCUUUUUUCUUAUUAUACCGCCGAUAACCCCAAGAACAGCACAAUUAAAUAUAGGGAUGCUUUAGACGACAUAGUUGGCGACAGAAGUUUUAUUUGUCCCACUAAAACAUUCUCAGGGACUUACACCUCUAUCGGUCUGAAAACGUACUUCUACCAACUGACUCACAGGGCCUCCAACGAGGUGUGGCCUGAUUGGAUGGGUGUUAUCCAUGGGGCAGAUUGUCAGUGGGUUUUUGGAAUGCCUUAUUUUCCAAGUGAGAAUUUUACAUCAUCGGAACAGAAUUUUUCAGACAAAAUCAUGAGAUACUGGACAAAUUUUGCAAAGACUGGGAAUCCAAAUGCAGCUGGGUUGCCAAGAUGGCCGCUCGAAGAUUCAUUGACGCGCCAGUAUCUAGAGCUCCGGUCACCAGAUAAUUUUGUCAUCGGGUCUUCGCUCCGACAAGCAGAAUGUGCUUACUGGAGAGAUGAAAUAAAAGAUUACUAGACAAGAAAACACGGGAUUAUUUAACCCAUUACUAUAAAUACCUCACUUAAAUGAGACAUGAUGUAAAUGCAGAAUCCACUUCGAACUGUAAAUAUUAGAAUGUAGAAGAGUGUGUUUAUAACCUCUUUGGUAUGUUAUACUGCGGAGUUAUUAGUGUAAAUUUUCAUUUUAUUACUUAGGUUAAAAAUGCAACCGAAGAUAUUCCCAUGGGCUUCUAAAGAAAAUUCUGAGAAGACCCCUAAGACCCCAUGAUGGCACACAAUAGAGAACCUUUACAUUGUGUUUUGUUUCUUCGCGUUCAUGUGAAUAACCCCUGCGAAGUAAGCCAGAAAAAAUGUACUAAUAUUUGGAAUAAUAUUACUGUUGGCAUUUAUAUUAUGAACUGUGUUUUUGAUAUAGAUAACAGGAGCGGAUCCAGGAUUAUUUGUGUGU